GUCAUUAUACUGUAUCGGGCCGGCAAAAUUUGACUUGGCUUUUCAAAUUUUGCAACUUAUUCAGUUUACAUUGCACUUUGCAGCCCAGUAGAAUUUUUCAACGACCAGAAAUAUCAGUAGCCAUGUUUGUUUGUGAAAUUAUUAGCGUAAUUUCCUGGGAUUUCGCUUGCCUUGAGAAUGUCUUUACAUCCAGCAUUCCGUUCAAACAAAAUAGAAGAUCUAUAAUUUUUUUAAAACUUCACAACAAUGUUACAAGAUGCAUUUUAACUGCUUUUUUCAAAUUAGCCUUUGCACAAAAUUUUUGUUCAAGGAAUACGGGUUCAAGACACAGUCUCAGAGAAUUCGCUAAGUUGAAAUGGAACAACAGCUGACGGGAGAACGUCAAAUGACUGUCAUGCAAGUUCCCACAACUGCCGGUGGUCAACAAGUCCAGGUUGUGCAACUGGGCCAGGGUGCAGCCGGCGGACAAGUGCUACAGGGGGCAAACGGCCAGCAGAUAGUGUUGCACCAUUUGCCCCAAGCUGGCCAGACCAUUCAGCUGGCCGCACAACCCGCGCAGACUCUGCAAAUGUUGCAGACUGUGCCGACUGCCAUACAGGGUAAUACAGGGCAAAUAGUAAUACAACAGCAGCAACCUCAGCUGAUACAAACGGCAGACGGCCAGACGUUCAUAUUCCAGCCUCAAGUUAUCGAUAACACUGCCACUGUGCAACAGGCUCAGCCUACAUUGAUAAACCUAAACGGUCAAAUCAUCCAGGUGGCAGCAGCACCAGCAGCCGUGCAGGCCACGCCCACCCCCGCCCAGCCCACUCCCGUUGUGACCACACCCACCCCGACCACGCCCACCACCAACAGUGCCACGCCCAACGCCGCCAACUCACAGAACAUUGUUAUGGUAGUACCUGACCGGCAAAACGCAACUGCGUCACCAGGCUUCCCCCGCGUGCCACUUCCGCCCGGCCAUGAGUUCCUGGAGGAGGAACCGCUCUACGUGAACGCCAAGCAGUAUAAGCGGAUACUGAAGCGACGGCAAGCGCGGGCCAAGCUAGAGCAAGAGGGCAAGAUACCAAAGAGUCGGAUGAAAUAUUUACACGAAUCCAGACACAAACACGCGAUGAAUAGGAUACGAGGAGAGGGAGGUCGGUUCCACUCGGGAUCUGUUAAAAACAGAAUGAAUGCUGUCAAUAUAACGCAACAACAGCUUUUCCAGGGAAGGUUACAAGGGAUCCCAGUUUCGUCAUCGGGAUCAGUUGGGAAUUCCCUUAGUGCGUCGUUAAUAAUUGAACGUUCCGGAGGUUCCAUACUACCAGACCUGAUGAACGACCCGCUGUGUGUAGUGGCGGAAGAUGGUCACUGACCCUUACUCUAGCCCCCCCACCCCCUCAUUUCCAUCCCCCUGUAAAUACCAUCUCACCUACUAUUUAUUAUGAAUCGCCGAUACUUGUAAAUACGAGAACUGUCACAUACCCGUGUACAUAGUCAUAACAUUCUUCAUUUCUUACGCCCUGAUUUCUAAUCGAUUUCUGCUCUGUUAGGGAAAAAACAGAAAAAGAAAGAGACUCUCAUAAUAAUCAAUUAUUUUUUGUGCCUGGCAGAGUAGAAAUACGUUGGAAAGAAGGGGAUUUCUAGGCUCGUUUAACGGCGCUGCUUUAUCAUAUAAGGUUUACUUAUAUGGAUCGUUUAAUAUAUGUAAGGGGUGUCCUCUGAAAGAUUCAUUAAUUUAUUAUUCAUUAAUACAGUUACUAAUAAUGAAGAAAAUUCGUAUGGCUUUUGUAAUAUAGAUAUGACUGUGCAAGAGUAACAGGCCUAGCCAAAAACUACUACUCUAAUACCAAAAAUGGUAGAAUUCCCGAAAGAUUUUUUUUUCAAAUUUCAAAUUCGAAUUGAGUUUAUUCACAAAAUCAUUACAAAUGCAGUACAUGUAUAAAUAAUAUAAAACACUUGUGCAUUUUCUCCACAUAGACAAGUCUGUGUGUGGGGAAAGAGUUCUAAUGAAAGAUAACUUGGAACUAAAAAGAGAAUAAUAAAUAUUUACAAUAUAACUUGAAAAAUUUAAAAGUAAGAUAGGUUAUAUCUUCUCUUCAGAGUUUCAGUCCGAUUUUAUGUCCAACUGAUGUAACUAGAUAUUCUACAGAUUGUAGACAGUUUAAAGGUGUAAGCAAAGUAUAACAUUGACAA
This is a messenger RNA of Nilaparvata lugens (brown planthopper), 2178 nucleotides long. It is a transcript of the gene Nf-YA, whose product is annotated as nuclear transcription factor Y subunit alpha. The record is from RefSeq and is a predicted model, not a curated record. Bases 356 to 1357 code for a protein of 333 amino acids. Gene Ontology annotation, molecular function: DNA-binding transcription factor activity, RNA polymerase II-specific; RNA polymerase II cis-regulatory region sequence-specific DNA binding. NCBI's taxonomy places the organism in Eukaryota, Metazoa, Arthropoda, Insecta, Hemiptera, Delphacidae. The transcript has 9 exons. Gene Ontology annotation, cellular component: CCAAT-binding factor complex. Gene Ontology annotation, biological process: regulation of transcription by RNA polymerase II.